Molecule: messenger RNA, 3009 nt
Organism: Galleria mellonella (greater wax moth)
Lineage: Eukaryota; Metazoa; Arthropoda; Insecta; Lepidoptera; Pyralidae
Product: serine/threonine-protein kinase meng-po-like
Exons: 8
Coding region: 294-2345 (683 amino acids)
Biological process (GO): peptidyl-threonine phosphorylation; peptidyl-serine phosphorylation
Molecular function (GO): protein serine/threonine kinase activity; ATP binding
Source: RefSeq, a predicted model, not a curated record
GCGUACGCGCCGCCAGUUCAAACAUCAGCGCCGAACACCUAACCCGUUCGUCUUACCCUAUUAAUCUCACCUCACGAGUAUUUCGGCUCAUUCCAUACUGGAAAAGUGUAUAAGUUUACAUAAUUAUAAUUUAGUGGUUGUACGGUACAUACAAUUAAUAUGUGACUUCAAAGUGUAUUAUUUUGGUGCUGGAAUUGAUCCAAGUGUAUUGUGAACCUUAUUCGUCUAAGGGCGCCGGCCCUUUAUCUCUGGUAACUUCCACUUUCAAUGGAUGCAUUAUAUUCAAAAUAGAUAUGAAUAACGGAACCAGAAGAGCCUUGACAGGCUCAAUACAUAAAAUAAAAGAAUUCGAAUUAGAAAAGGUAUGCCUAGUGGAAGAAUUUGAUAUACUACAGAUUGUUGGAGAAGGAUGGUUUGGAAAAAUUCUUCUGGUAGAACACAGGGCUUCCGAUACAGAAAUUGUUUUAAAAGCUUUACCUAAGCCAUAUGUAUCAAUAAGAGAUUUUUACAGAGAAUUCCAUUAUAGUCUUCAUUUAAGUGCACACAGAAAUAUUGUUACCACUUUCGAUGUUGCUUUUGAAACAGCCGGAUUUUAUGUAUUUUGUCAGGAAUAUGCUCCUUUAGGCGACUUAACAUCAAAUAUGCUUGAUACUGGAAUUGGAGAAAUCCACACUAAAAGAGUUGCCAAACAAUUAUCUGCUGCAUUAGAACAUCUCCAUCAAAGAGAAUUAGUACACAGAGAUGUUAAACUUGAUAACAUACUCAUUUUCAAAUCGGAUUUUUCAAGAAUCAAACUUUGUGACUUUGGGGAGACGAGAAAAGUGCAGUCUGUUGUUCGACGGAGAAAUGAGUGGUUACCGUAUUCACCUCCUGAAGUUUUGACACUAACAGUGGACAGUAGUUACAAAGCACUAAUUACACACGAUGUUUGGCAAUUUGGUAUAGUUAUUUUCAUUUGCCUGACUGGGUGUUUGCCUUGGCAAAAGGCUGCGUUUGAUGACCCUAGGUAUACUAGCUACUAUAAUUGGUACAGUAGUUCAAAUCCCCUGAAAAAACAGCCAAAGUUAUGGAAAAUGGUUUCAUCAAGAGCCCAAAAAAUGUUUAAGAAAUUUGUUGAACCCAGAGCUUUUAGAAGAGCCACAAACUUUCAAGAACUUUCACGUUAUUUGGAUGACAGGUGGAUGGCAAAAGGCUACACAGAUAGAGUUGCUGGAGGUGAUAUUGAUGAAUUAUGUCCGUCUAUGUAUAGUUUUCAUAGUGAUCCAAAUGAGAAAAAUAUACUUUUGAAACACUUUCGUGAUAAUGGAAUCGAAACUACAGUUGAUAGACAAGUUAAAAAACAAAGAAUAAGGGAGUGGAUACAAAAUAGUGUUAUUGAGGAAGUAGACGAAGAGGAGGAGAGUAAUUAUGAACCAAGUGUCUAUGAUGACAGUGAUGUUGAACUUGAAGACAGAUCGAGACCACAUCCAAUAGAUGAAAGUCACAGGGUGACACUCAGAUAUGACACCGAAAAACAUAUUAACCCAAGAACUGGAGAAGUUGUUGAGGGUAUAAAACAUCCUACAACAGAAAAAAAUCCUCUAUCUUAUGAUGUACAAAACAUAGAACCUGUUGCUCCAGCAAACGUCGUCAGAAGAUAUGGUGUGAAAGAAGAUAUAUCCUCCCAUAGCUCUACUAAAGACAGUGCUUACGGAUCAAUGGAAGUUAAAGUUAAUACGACAAAAACGACAUCACGUAAACUGGAAAACAAACAAUCUACAUCAGUUGAAAGCUCCAUUAAACAUUCCCCUAGCAGAUCUUUAGGAGGUUCGUCUAUGCAGCUACAACCAUCGCCUUUGACAGCUCAUGCUCAAAGAAUACAAAGAAGUGAAGAAGUUUUUUCAAAAGAAAUGGAUAGUUGGAAUGGUAGCUCAUCAACGCUUCAUUCUUUAGGAAAUGCAUCUAAAUCAAACAGUGUUCAAGUUAAUAGAAAUAGCUUGAUAGAUACUGAAUCAAUCAUAAAUAGUGAUAUUAUGAAAGUCAAUGAAAGCAUUAACAUGGCAUCUAGAUCGAAUAACACAGCUGUAACAUAUAAUGGAGUUAGCUCCACUGUCAAACAACAACAAAAUAACGAAACUUAUAUCUCUAUGAAAAAUUCUGUCUAUGAUAACGUUCGCACUGAGAAUAGGACAAUUACAGAAAAUUCCUUACAUGGUCAAACUCUUGAUAGUCCUUACACAUCUAUGAUGAAUAUAGUUCAAGGGCAGAUCAAAAUUCAUCCACAUGCUAAUGAGAUUAAUAAAAAUACAGUUGAUGUAUCAGUAAAAGCUGUAAAUCGCAGUAAAAGGUCGGAUUUGCUCAAAUAAUUUAGAAUUAACCUUUUAUUGGGAAAAUUAAAUUAAUAUGUUACAGAAUCGAAGAUAGAUUUUACUUUAUGGUGAAAAAUAAUAAAACCAGCAGUCACGCAAUAACUUUCUCGACUAUGGAAUACAAAUAAUUUAAUGUAGUCCUGUCCGAGCCUAACGCAUGGCAUCUGCUGUCUAUUAGAUGUGUGUGCUCUUUUUUUAAGAGAACAUAAUGAUUACGUAUAGGGUGCACAGAGAUUGUCAGUUUAAAUAAAAGUUUACCGAUACUAGGUACCCAUUAAGAAACGGGGCGAAACCGCCUAUAUACCUUCCAGUAUACAAUAUAAUUAUAACUAUUUUAGGUGUUGCCUUUUCGGCUGUGAAUUAUAUUGUUGUGUGUUAUGAACUUUUAAUAGAUACUUAAGCAUAUUCUGUUAAAAAAUUAAACAGUCAGCAGUUUGUAGUGACUUGGCAUUUCGAGAGAAAAUUAACAAAACGGUUCCAUUUAGUUCUGAUUCAACAAUUAUUCGAUAAUAUAAUCCAAGCAGAACAGUACCUAUGUAACAUGAAGAGAAUUGCAAAUAUAUAUUUAUAUUUUAAAAUUAUAUUUCAACUAUUUAAUUAAAUAAUUAUAUUUUAUUAUUUUUAUAUAUGUCAUUAUAAUGUAAAUAAAAUAUAAAAUAUA